Molecule: messenger RNA, 945 nt
Organism: Schistocerca nitens (vagrant locust)
Lineage: Eukaryota; Metazoa; Arthropoda; Insecta; Orthoptera; Acrididae
Gene: Rpn12
Product: 26S proteasome non-ATPase regulatory subunit 8
Exons: 6
Coding region: 45-842 (265 amino acids)
Biological process (GO): proteasome-mediated ubiquitin-dependent protein catabolic process
Cellular component (GO): nucleus; proteasome regulatory particle; cytosol
Source: RefSeq, a predicted model, not a curated record
GGGAGCACAGAUCUUUUGCCAAACAUCAUAAUAAGGUAAGCGUCAUGGCGGCAAUGAAAGAAGUGGUGUCAUUGUACCAGCAACUGAAAACAGAAUGGAACAAGAAACCACCGAACCUGAGCAAAUGUGGAGAACUUUUAACGAAAUUAAAGGUUGGCCUUACACAUUUAAUGUUCUUGCCAACUUCCAACUCGACUGCUUCACAGCAAGAGCUGUUACUUGCAAGAGACAUUCUCGAGAUCGGUGCUCAGUGGAGCAUUGCUAUGAAAGAUAUACCCUCAUUUGAGAGAUAUAUGGCACAACUGAAAUGUUACUAUUUGGAUUACAGGGACCAGCUUCCAGAAUCUGCAUACAAGUACCAACUUUUGGGACUGAAUCUGCUGUCCCUACUAUCUCAGAACAGGGUGGCAGAGUUUCACACAGAGUUGGAGCUGUUGCCUGCUGAUCAGAUCCAGACCAAUGUCUACAUCCGCCAUCCACUUUCUCUUGAGCAGUACCUGAUGGAAGGCUCCUAUAACAAGAUCUUCCUGGCAAAAGGCAACGUUCCAGCAGAAAAUUAUAAUUUUUUUAUUGACAUUCUGCUGGACACAAUUAGAAAUGAAAUAGCAACUUGCUUGGAGAAGUCCUACGAAAAGAUAUCUGUUCAAGAAGCAGCGAGAAUGCUGAACAUGGCGAGUCUUGCUGCCAUGAAGAAAUACGGAGAAAAGAAGAAUUGGACUCUUAAUCCAGAUAAUUACUACUACUUUGGUACUGAGGAGAAGAAGAGUGAAGACCCUCUUCCAUCAAUAGAACUUUCAGAACAAGUGAUAGAUUAUGCAAGGGAACUUGAAAUGAUUGUAUGAGUGAACAAAUUUUUGUGGAAAAUUAAAGCUUUAUUUAAUUUUACUCAUCUGUUGAAAACUUUUGUAAAUAACAAAUGAAAAAAAGUAAAAAGUUUAAUAGUCA